UAUUCUUUAAUUUGUUCCUCUCACGAUUGUAAAUAUGUAAUCAGUUAUAUUUAACUUCCUCUUGUUUAUAUUUCUGAUGGAAAAAAAGUUUAAAGAGCACUUCAGUAACCCAUCGAAUACAUGUUCUCGCAUAUAUUGUCAUACAUACGCUUGAGAAAAUUAUGGGGAUUUCUUACAAUAAGGCAAGUGGAGGAGAAAAAGAUUCUGUGGGAUUCAGUGAAAAUGACUAUGGCAGUUCGAAGCACAACAAAUCCGGAAGAACUACAGAUAGUCACCCAUGAACUUGCAUCAAUUCAAUUCAGAAGUCCUUCAUGUGAUCUAGUACAGAAUACAAAGGAUUACGUGAAGAAAUGUGCUCCAAUUUACAAUCUUGCAAUAAAAGGCGAUUGGAAGGAAGCAAGAACCAUGAUUGAUGCAGAUAGAAGGUUGGCGAGUGCUGCAAUCUCACAGGGAUGGGCCACACUACUUCAUGUGGCUGCGGAAGCAAAUCACUUUCAUUUUGUAGAGGAGUUGCUGAAACUACUGAGCGAAAAAGAUUUAGAACUUCAAGAUCACAAAGGUAACACUGCUUUCUGUUUUGCUGCUGCAGUUGGUAAUGUAAGAAUUGCAGAGGCUAUGUUAAGAAAAAAUAAGAGGUUGCCAACUAUGAGGGGUGGGGAAGGACUCACCCCACUUCACAUGGCUGCAUUGCAAGGAAAAAGUGAAAUGGCACGCUACCUCUACCCUCACACUGUCCAAAACCACCACCACAAGUUUGAUGAUGAAGAUUGGAAUUUAUUGUUCUUCUUUUCUAUCACCACCGGCAUUUAUGGUAUGUAUAUUGAUCCUUACUAUUGGACGUAA
Cajanus cajan (pigeon pea) is the source of this 843-nucleotide messenger RNA. NCBI's taxonomy places the organism in Eukaryota, Viridiplantae, Streptophyta, Magnoliopsida, Fabales, Fabaceae. The record is from RefSeq and is a predicted model, not a curated record.